AUGCUGUCCCCUCAGAGAGCUCUACUCUGCAACCUCAACCACAUCCACCUCCAGCACGUCUCCCUGGGCCUGCACUUGUCCCGCCGUCCUGAGCUACGGGAGGGGCCCUUGAGCACACCCCCUCUCCCAGGAGACACUGGGGGCAAGGAGAGCAGGGGUCCCUGCAGUGGCACCUUGGUGGACGCCAAUUCCAACAGCCCAGCUGUGCCCUGCCGGUGCUGCCAAGAGAACGGUCCAGGCCUAGAAAACCGGCAAGACCCGUCACAGGAGGAAGAGGGGGCUGCCUCUCCCUCAGACCCAGGCUGCUCCUCCUCGCUCAGCUCCUGCUCAGAUCUUAGCCCAGAUGAGUCCCCUGUCUCUGUCUACUUGCGGGACCUCCCUGGUGAUGAGGAUGCCCACCCUCAGCCCAGUAUCAUCCCCCUGGAGCAGGGCUCCCCACUGGCUUCAGCAGGCCCUGGCACCUGCUCACCGGACAGCUUCUGCUGCUCUCCUGAUUCCUGCUCCGGAUCUGCUUCUUCACCCGACCCUGGCCUGGAUUCGAACUGCAAUGCCCUGACCACCUGCCAGGACCUCCCUUCCCCAGGCUUGGAGGAAGAAGACGAGAGCGCGGAGCAGGAUCUCCCUACCUCGGAGCUCUUAGAGGUGGAUGAUGGAAAAAUCGACGCUGGGAAAACGGAGCCCAGUUGGAAGAUUAACCCCAUUUGGAAAAUUGACACAGAGAAAACUAAAGCUGACUGUAAAAUCACUGAAAACAAUAACACUGGUUGGAAAAACAACGGGAAUGUUAACUCUAGCUGGAAAAGUGAACCUGAAAAAAUCGACUCUGGUUGGAAAAACAACACAAUAACUGAUUCUGGCUCGAAAACAGAUGCAGGGAAAAUUGAUGGAGGAUGGAGAAGUGACGUCAGCGAGGAGCCGGUGCCCCACCGGACAAUCACGUCCUUCCACGAGCUGGCCCAGAAGCGCAAGCGGGGCCCAGGGCUGCCCCUCGUCCCGCAGGCCAAGAAAGAUCGCAGUGACUGGCUCAUAGUCUUCUCGCCCGACACUGAGCUGCCCCCGUCGGGGUCGCUGGGCGGCUCCUCUGGACCUCCUCGGGAAGUCACCACCUUCAAGGAACUCCGGUCCCGAAGCCGAGCCCCACCCCCGCCAGUCCCGCCUCGAGACCCCCCAGCUGGCUGGGCUUUGGUCCCGCCCCGGCCCCCACCCCCACCUGUCCCUCCCCGAAGAAAGAAGAACCGACCAGGACUGCAGCCCAUAGCGGAAGGGCAGUCCGAGGAGAGCCGGGCUGUCAGCCCCGCGGCUGGUGAGGAGGCCCCAGCCGCGAAGGAGCAGAAGGAGCCGGGCGCGCAGGCCGGCCUGGAGGCCGGUCCCCUCCUGCUCCCUCGGCCCCUGGUUUUCCGGUUCUCGGCCGACGGGCGCCCCCUGUUGGAGGGUGGGGGCGCGGGCGCAGCUGGGUCUCUGCUCCUGGCGCCUCUGGCCGGGUGGCCCGGCGCCGGGCUGCGGCUGCUGGGGGCGCCGACCCCCCCAGAGGAACAGCUGCUGCCGGUCCGCCUGUCCCCAGUGGGAGCCUAUUCGCCUCCGACUCGGGGAGCCUUGCCCUGCCUGGCCAGCCCCGAGCUGGCACUGCUGCUGUCCCCGCUCUUUCCCAGAAGUAGCACCUUCCCCGCCGCGGCUCCCCCACCCCGCCAGGUACCCGCCCCCCCGCUGCCACCGCAACCUCGUCCGCCGAAGGCCCCUCGCUGGACCAGGAGCCCAUCGCCUCAGCCCAGGCUACUCCGUAGUUCGUGGUCGUUCGCCGGUGUCCCCGGGGCCCAGCGGCUGUGGAUGGCAGAAGCCCAGAGUGGGACUGGUCAGCUGCAGGAGCAGAAGAAAGGUCUUCUGAUAGCUGUUAGCGCCUCGGUGGAUAAAAUCAUCUCGCAUUUCGGGGCCGCCCGGAAUUUGGUGCAGAAGGCCCAGUUGGGUGAUAGCCGGCUGAGCCCGGAUGUGGGGCAUCUGGUGCUGACCACCCUCUGCCCGGCCCUCCACGCCCUGGUGGCGGACGGGCUGAAGCCUUUCCGGAAGGACCUUAUCACCGGGCAGCGCAGGAGCAGCCCCUGGAGCGUGGUGGAGGCGUCGGUGAAGCCAGGCUCCAGCACCCGCUCCCUCGGAACCCUGUAUAGCCAGGUCAGCCGUCUAGCUCCGCUGAGCAGCAGCCGUAGCCGCUUCCAUGCCUUUAUCCUGGGCCUCCUCAACACCAAGCAGUUGGAGCUGUGGUUUUCCAGCCUCCAGGAAGAUGCAGGCCUGCUCUCCCUCCUGUACCUGCCCACAGGAUUCUUCUCCCUGGCCCGCGGUGGCUGUCCCUCCCUGUCCACAGAGCUGCUACUCCUGCUGCAGCCAUUGUCGGUGCUCACCUUCCACCUGGACCUGCUCUUUGAGCACCACCACCACCUGCCCCUGGGCCCGCCUCAGGCCCCUGCCCCUCCAGGCCCACCUCCAGCUCUGCAGCAGACUAUGCAAGCCGUGCUGCAUCUGGGUGGGCGGCUGGCCCAGAGCCUUCGGGGGACUUCCAAGGAGGCUGCUCCAGACCCCUCAGACUCCCCAAACCUUCCCACACCAGGGAGCUGGUGGGAGCAGUUGACCCAGGCCUCCCGGGUCUAUGCCUCUGGGGGCACUGAGGGCUUCCCUUUUUCCCGAUGGGCACCCGGGCGUCAUGGGACUGGAGCUGAAGAAGGUGCACGGGAGAGACCCCUGCCCACAGAGGAAACGGCACCAGGCAGGGGCCUUUGGCUGGGAAGGCUAUUUGGAGUGCCUGGGGGCACCGCAGAAAAUGAGAGUGGAGCCCUCAAGUCCAGGAGACCAUCUAGCUGGCUGCCCCCAACAGUGAGCAUGUUGGCUCUUGUGAAGCGGGGGGCACCUCCCGAGACGCCUUCUCCUCAGGAGCUUGAGGUCUCAGCACCCAGGGUGGUGCCAACCCAUAGGGCAGUUCGGGCUCUCUGUGACCACACAGCUGCAAGACCUGACCAGUUGAGCUUCCGGCGUGGGGAAGUGCUGCGUGUCAUCACCACAGUGGAUGAGGAUUGGCUCCGCUGUGGGCGGGAUGGCGUGGAGGGUCUGGUGCCUGUGGGGUAUACCUCCCUUGUUCUGUAGCCCUGGGACCCUUUUCUGCAUAUGUGUCUCCCUCCUGGUGUUCACUGGGAAUGGCCAGUGAACACCAUCCCAGAAGCAUUUUCCCUGUCUGCAAAAUGACAUUUCUUCCCACAUCUGUUUCUGCUAAUAUUUAAAAUAAACAUUCCUUCUUCCCUCCUAUGCCCACCUGUAAGGUGAAAUCUGCUCUUCUUCCAAAUAUAUAAAAAGGGAAUUGCCUUCCAUGCAAUCCCUUUCCUUUUUCCCAUCUGUAUAAGGGAAUGUCUUCCUUCCUAUCUGCAAAAUGGAAAUCUAGACCUCCUUCUUCAUCCGUAAGUGGACUGUGCCAGUACAAUACAUGCCUCAGCCUCAGCCCCCGAGCCUAGAAGGACCUCACUCCUUCCUGUGUAUGGAGUCUUCCCCACUUCGCCCCUCCCACACUGCCUGUGUUGAUAAUGUACUCACCAUGUACUAGGUGCUGAAGCCUGGACACCCCUGGUGGGUGGGCCUGUGGUGAUGGUCUGCACCCUUCCUCCUUUGUCCCAAUAAAGUAUGGGAGAUGAA
Molecule: messenger RNA, 3666 nt
Organism: Callithrix jacchus (white-tufted-ear marmoset)
Lineage: Eukaryota; Metazoa; Chordata; Mammalia; Primates; Cebidae
Gene: RUSC1
Product: RUN and SH3 domain containing 1
Cellular component (GO): cytoplasmic vesicle
Molecular function (GO): protein binding
Source: RefSeq, a predicted model, not a curated record